This is a messenger RNA of Batrachochytrium dendrobatidis JAM81, 2310 nucleotides long. RefSeq lists its product as uncharacterized. NCBI's taxonomy places the organism in Eukaryota, Fungi, Chytridiomycota, Chytridiomycetes, Rhizophydiales. The transcript has 2 exons. The record is from RefSeq and is a predicted model, not a curated record. The annotation marks the transcript as partial.
GUUAGCAUCAACGCUUAGUUUACCCCAGUAUUCAAACAAAUGGCACAAAUUGUGCCGUGUAUGACGCCAGUUUGGCAAGAACGCCAAGACAAUACAGAUGAAUCAGAUUCAACUUCUCAGAUCCCUCGAGUCUUACCUGCCAGUAUCACCGACUUUAUUGAGUCACAUCAAAAAGAGCAAAGCCAUACGCCAUCUGGCAUUCAUGACAACGACAGCGACCGAGUCAGCAUUGAAAGCUACAUUCUCAUGGACCGCGAAACUCGCGAAAGUGAUUCAGAAUCUGACUCAGACUCUUGCUCAUCACUUCAGCGUCCCACUAGCAUAUUCAACCUCUCUAUUGCAGGCUCUUUGGCUCUAAAUUCUGUUUCCUUGAAAAGUAUUUUUAAUCCUUCUCAAAUUUUAGCUAGUGAAGAUAUCGAGCCUGCUAUAGCAAGUAUCGCUGCAAUAAUUGAAAAGCGUGUAUCACUGGCUGAGAUUUACAAAGAGGAUGCAGAAACGAAUCUACCCGACCAUUUAAAAUCCAUUCACACUAUGCCUAGAGUCAAAUCUGGUGGUGUGGUAAGUCGUCCCGCUUCUAUUCUUUCAUUACCAAAAGUUGUCGCUGUUGAACUAUCUCAUCCGCCUAUUCAAGGUCAAUCCAUUCACACUCAGCAAAACCUAAAAGAAAUUCAAACUGCAUUGGAUUUGUAUUCUACACGUGUGAAUCAUGAAAAGGAAACUUUUUCCAACACCUCUUCCACAGACGAGUUUGAUCGUAUUAUGAAUAAGAUGGAUCGGGAAGAUUUGUACGAUCAACAACGGUGUGUGUUGCAUAGUCCUGAAAUAAGAAAAAGUCAGGAAAAAGUAGAUGUUCAUGAGUCGCAAGACUUGCCUGUGCCAAUCGAGUCGGACCAAAUAGGUUCUAGUGAAAAUUUUCGCUCUGUUCGUAUAAAAAAUCUACCCAGUCAAGACAUUUAUCCAUCAUCACGUCGCAGAAGUAUGUCGUUGGAUUCGUCUAAAUGGAAUGUGCUGAAAAUGGUAUCGGCUAGUCAUGCUUAUGGGGAUCAUCACGCACUACCACAUUCUAAAGGCGGUAUUUUAAAAAAACUGUUUCAUCAUAAACAAGAUUCUUCAGAAGAUUUGCAAUCUACAGAGCUUGGGUCAUCCUCCAACAGACAGGAUCAAGAACUGCCAUCCAAGUCAAAACACGACAAAUUUUUGAUGAUGGAUACUGGAAACGACAAGGCGUUGGAUCGAGAUAGUAAUGGAUCUUAUCAUACACCAAAUCAUCCACAUCCUCGCGAGCUUCAUUACAGAGUAGAUGUGUAUGGGCAAAAAAUGGAUUCGCAAGGAAAACAAUCACCAAACAAUCACGCAAGGGAAUACAUGUCCUACAAUGAAGCAGCAAAUCUACAGUCUGGCAUAGAGUCACUACCAUCAUUUACUAGUCCAGUUCAAACACCGUUAGAAACGCAUUUAGCAUCAUCUUCACGUCACCACGACUCUAUAUUUAACAAGCUUUUUCAUAUUUUACACCAUCGUCGUGGAGAUGCUGAUGAUGACAGCGAUGAAGAAGGAUCCACAGCAAGUGGAGACAGACAUCGAGAAAAAGAAUCGGAUGGCAUAUUUGGUUGGGGAGGAGGUAAAUCAAUUUUAAAACUUACCUCACCAGAACUUAAACCAACCCUAUCUCCACAUCCAGUGCCUGAAUUUGAAAGCAUCGAUGUGUUGGCUGAACGUUCAAAUCAUCACGAACAUUUUCACGGUUUUAAUGGUCAAAAUGACCAUUUUAGUAGUGGAAGCUUACGUUCAUCAUCAGGUGCUUUGGGAGUAUUAUCUGCUCGGAUUUCAUCUGUGAAUCAUACUCCACCAUUAUAUCGUCCACCACCCAUAUCAACCCAUUAUCCAACAUCAUCAGGUGUAUCUCCAGUUCAUGGUUCACGAGAUAUUUAUACAUCACCAGAAAUUGAAAUUUCCCCAGCACAUGGAGAAACAGCAUCCCGUGCUCCUUUACCAAACCAUGACGCAUUGUCCACACCCAGUCCAUUUGGAUUUAUGAAACCAAAACAUGAUCGACGAACACGUGAGCGAAGCGAAACCGAAGGAAGCUAUAGCAUAUUCCGCGAGUUACGUACUACCAUCAACCACCGUAAAGGUGGAUCUCAUCAAAUGGGCAUCCGAGGAAUAGAUGAUCACGACACACUAGCACUAAACAAUGCUCGAUCCUCUUCCAAGCAUGUUUAUCGAUCAGGAUCAGAAAUGUCCUUGAUUGAAAAGUACGGCAAACCCGACGAGGUUUUGGGAAAAGGUGCCAACGCAACGGUUCGACUG